AUGGGCAGACUGGGUUAUUGGACCCUGCUGGUGCUGCCGGCCCUUCUGGUCUGGCACGGCCCGGCGCAGGGCGCGGCGGCGGAGAAGGGUACCCCGGCGCUGAACAUUGCGGUGCUGCUGGGUCACAGCCACGACGUGACGGAGCGCGAACUGCGAAACCUGUGGGGCCCAGAGCAGGCAGCAGGGCUGCCCCUGGACGUGAACGUGGUAGCCCUGCUGAUGAACCGGACGGACCCCAAGAGCCUCAUUACGCAUGUGUGCGACCUCAUGUCUGGGGCGCGCAUCCAUGGCCUUGUCUUUGGGGACGACACCGACCAGGAGGCCGUGGCUCAGAUGCUGGAUUUUAUCUCUUCGCAGACUUUCAUACCCAUCCUGGGCAUCCACGGGGGCGCGUCUAUGAUCAUGGCUGACAAGGACCCAACUUCAACCUUCUUCCAGUUCGGAGCAUCCAUCCAGCAACAAGCCACGGUCAUGCUGAAGAUCAUGCAGGAUUACGACUGGCACGUCUUCUCCCUGGUGACCACCAUCUUCCCUGGGUACAGGGACUUCAUUAGCUUCAUCAAGACCACCGUGGACAACAGCUUUGUGGGCUGGGACAUGCAGAACGUGAUCACCUUGGACACUUCCUUUGAGGAUGCCAAGACCCAGGUCCAGCUGAAGAAGAUCCACUCCUCCGUCAUCCUGCUCUACUGUUCCAAAGACGAGGCUGUCCUCAUCCUGAGCGAGGCCCGCUCCCUGGGCCUCACUGGAUAUGAUUUCUUCUGGAUCGUCCCCAGCCUGGUUUCUGGGAACACAGAGCUCAUCCCGAAGGAGUUCCCGUCAGGCCUCAUUUCGGUCUCUUACGACGACUGGGACUACAGCCUGGAGGCACGGGUGAGGGACGGCCUGGGCAUCCUCACCACGGCCGCGUACUCCAUGCUGGAGAAGUUCUCCUACAUCCCCGAGGCCAAGGCCAGCUGCUACGGGCAGACGGAGAAGCUGGACACCCCGCCGCACACUCUGCACCAAUUCAUGGUCAACGUGACAUGGGAUGGCAAAGACUUGUCCUUCACUGAGGAAGGCUAUCAGGUGCACCCCAGGCUGGUGGUGAUUGUGCUGAACAAGGACCGAGAAUGGGAGAAGGUGGGCAAGUGGGAGAACCAGACCCUGAGCCUGCGGCACGCCGUGUGGCCGAGGUACAAGUCCUUCUCAGACUGUGAGCCGGACGACAACCAUCUGAGCAUCGUCACCCUGGAGGAGGCCCCCUUUGUCAUCGUGGAGGACAUAGACCCGUUGACCGAGACGUGCGUGAGGAACACCGUGCCGUGCCGGAAGUUUGUCCGAAUCAACAAUUCCACCAAUGAGGGCAUGAAUGUUAAAAAAUGCUGCAAGGGUUUCUGCAUCGAUAUCCUGAAGAAGCUUUCCCGCACUGUGAAGUUCACCUAUGACCUUUACCUGGUGACUAAUGGGAAGCAUGGCAAGAAAGUCAACAAUGUGUGGAACGGGAUGAUUGGGGAAGUGGUCUACCAACGGGCAGUCAUGGCGGUCGGCUCACUCACCAUCAACGAGGAGCGCUCGGAAGUGGUGGACUUCUCCGUGCCCUUUGUGGAGACGGGGAUCAGUGUCAUGGUUUCAAGAAGCAACGGCACUGUCUCACCUUCUGCUUUUCUAGAACCGUUCAGCGCCUCCGUCUGGGUCAUGAUGUUCGUGAUGCUGCUCAUCGUGUCCGCCAUCGCUGUUUUUGUCUUCGAGUACUUCAGUCCUGUUGGAUACAACAGAAACUUAGCCAAAGGGAAAGCACCCCACGGGCCUUCUUUCACGAUUGGCAAAGCUAUAUGGCUCCUCUGGGGCCUGGUGUUCAACAACUCCGUGCCUGUGCAGAACCCCAAAGGGACCACCAGCAAGAUCAUGGUGUCUGUGUGGGCCUUCUUCGCCGUCAUCUUCCUGGCCAGUUACACGGCCAACCUGGCUGCUUUCAUGAUCCAGGAGGAAUUCGUGGACCAAGUGACCGGCCUCAGUGACAAAAAGUUUCAGAGACCUCACGACUAUUCCCCACCUUUCCGAUUUGGCACGGUGCCUAACGGCAGUACUGAGAGAAACAUUCGUAAUAACUACCCCUACAUGCAUCAGUACAUGACCAAAUUCAAUCAGAAGGGAGUCGAGGAUGCCUUGGUCAGCUUGAAAACAGGGAAACUGGACGCUUUCAUCUACGAUGCGGCGGUCUUGAAUUACAAGGCUGGCAGGGAUGAAGGCUGUAAGCUUGUGACCAUCGGCAGUGGGUACAUCUUUGCCACCACUGGUUACGGAAUCGCCCUCCAGAAGGGCUCGCCAUGGAAGAGGCAGAUUGACCUGGCCCUGCUCCAGUUUGUGGGUGAUGGCGAGAUGGAGGAGCUGGAGACCCUGUGGCUCACGGGGAUCUGCCACAACGAGAAGAACGAGGUGAUGAGCAGCCAGCUGGACAUCGACAACAUGGCGGGCGUGUUCUACAUGCUGGCGGCCGCCAUGGCCCUCAGCCUCAUCACCUUCAUCUGGGAGCACCUCUUCUACUGGAAGCUGCGCUUCUGCUUCACCGGCGUCUGCUCCGACCGCCCGGGGCUGCUCUUCUCCAUCAGCAGGGGCAUUUACAGCUGUAUCCAUGGGGUGCACAUCGAGGAGAAGAAGAAGUCUCCGGACUUCAACCUGACCGGGUCCCAGAGCAACAUGUUAAAGCUGCUCCGGUCGGCCAAAAACAUCUCCGACGUGUCCAACGUGAACUCCUCGAGAAUGGAUUCCCCCAAGAGGACUGCGGACUUCAUCCAAAGAGGCUCCCUCAUCGUGGACAUGGCUUCCGAUAAGGGAAAUAUGAUCUACUCGGACAACAGGUCCUUUCAGGGGAAAGACAACAUUUUUGGGGACAACAUGAACGAGCUGCAGACGUUUGUGGCCAGCAGGCACAAGGACAACCUCAACAACUACGUGUUCCAGGGACAGCACCCCCUGACUCUCAAUGAGUCCAACCCCAACACGGUGGAGGUGGCCGUGAGCACCGAGUCCAAAGCGAACUCGAGGCCCCGGCAGCUGUGGAAGAAAUCUAUGGAGUCGCUGCGCCAGGACUCGAUGAGCCAGAACCCAGUCUCCCAGAGGGACGAGGGGGCGGCGGAGAACAGGACCCACUCCCUGAAGAGCCCUCGGUACCUUCCGGAAGAGGUGGCCCACUCGGACGUUUCGGAAACUUCGAGUCGGGCCACGUGCCACAGGGAGCCUGACAACAGCAAGAACCACAAGACCAAGGACAACUUCAAGAGGUCCGUGGCCUCCAAAUUCCCCAAGGACUGCAGCGAGGUCGAGCGCUCCUACCUGAAAACCAAAGCCAGCUCCCCCAGGGACAAGAUCUACACCAUCGACAGCGAGAAGGAGCCCAGUUUCCACCUGGACCCGCCCCAGUUUGUGGAAAACAUGGCCCUGCCCGAGAACGUGGACUUCCCCGACCCCUACCAGGACCCCAAUGAAAACUUCCGCAAGGGGGACCCCGGGCUGCCCACGAACAGGACCGCCCUGCACAACGAGGACGUGCUCCCCAACAAUGACAAACACAAAUUCUACUCCAAGCACUUCACCCUGAAAGACAAGAGCUCCCCUCACAGCGAGGGCAGCGACCGGUACCGGCAGAAUUCCACGCACUGCCGGAGCUGCCUGUCCAACCUGCCCGCCUACUCAGGCCACUUCACCGUGCGGUCCCCCUUCAAGUGCGACGCCUGCCUGCGGAUGGGCAACCUGUACGACAUUGACGAAGACCAGAUGCUCCAGGAGACGGGCAGCCCGGCCGCCCAGGAGGAGGUCUACCAGCAGGACUGGGCGCAGAACAGCACCCUCCAGUUCCAGAAAAACAAGCUCAGGAUCAGCCGUCAGCACUCCUACGAUAACAUCGUGGACAAGCCCAGGGAGCUAGACCUCAGCAGGCCGUCCAGGAGCAUCAGCCUCAAGGACCGGGAACGGCUCCUGGAGGGGAAUUUGUACGGGAGUCUCUUUAGCGUGCCCGCCAGCAAACUCUCGGGGAACAAGAGCGCCCUCUUCCCGCAGGGUCUGGAGGACAGCAAGCGGAGCAAGUCCCUCUUGCCCGACCACGCCUCCGAUAACCCUUUCCUCCGUUGCUAUGGGGACGACCGACGCUUAAUCAUCGGGAGAUGCCCCUCGGACCCUUACAAACACUCGCUGCCGUCCCAGGCCGGGAACGACAGCUACCUUCGAUCGUCCUUGAGGUCAACGGCAUCCUACUGCUCCAGGGACAGCAGAGGCCCCGGCGACGUGUACAUUCCAGAGCAUGUUAUGCCUUAUGCUGCAAACAAGAACAGUAUGUACUCUAACCCCAGGGUUUUGAACCCCUGCAGCAAUAGACGUGUGUACAAGAAAAUGCCUAGUAUUGAAUCUGAUGUUUAAAACCUUCCAUUGAUGUUUUAUCUAUAGGGAAACAUACGUAGCGGCCGACGUGCUGGAGGGUAAAUGUCGGAUGUCCGAUGGUGCCCUGCAAAGAGGAAGAGGAUUUAGGAAGGUAUUUUUUUUUCCUUUUUUUUCCUUUUUUUUUUCUGUCGGUUCUUUGCACAUGGCUCCUUGCCAUCGUCUUCCACUCAAGGAAUCUUGGGAGGUGCGAGCUGAGCAUGGCAGAUACCAGAUGGGUGAGUCCUUAACCAAAAACACAAACACACACCCGGGCGGGUCUCCCGGACGUGCUCACUAGGUAUGUUGGCAAUAAGAAUGCGUUGGAUGCCGGUGGUGAUGCUGUGAUUUCCUCUAUUCCAAACCCCAUUACGGCCCGUCCGCCAUGUGCUCUCAUCAGAAAUGCCUAGCGGUCGCUGUCGUUCUGAAUAAGCAGUACGGUAUGCAUGGACCCCCUGACUCAGACCCAACAGUGACGAAAGCGUCUUCACUGUAGCGAGAUUGACGUGCAGGAGAUUAGCGAGUCUGGCCUUGUACCUGUUUUCAGCUUUAAUGUUACGCCUCCCAUCACUGCCCAGGCCCAGCCCCCGAACUCCAGGCUUCCCCCCAAAGAAUAGCAAAAGCGUGUGUUCACAGUCACUAAGCCACCUUCGUUAGAGUCUAUUUCCAAGACCCGUCUGGAGUAAGCGGCCAGAAGGGCCCUCAGGCGGAGAGCUCCGAGGACCCCUCCAGACGUCAGCCUGCGUGUCUCACGGAACGCUCUGUCCCCCUCGGCUUCGACGGUUUUGAUCGGAGCCGCGGACGCCCACGUGUCUGUCUCCGAUCUCUGACUUGCGGAUCUCCCGUCUCUGACCCAGUGGCUGUUGUAGUCUAUCCCGAAGACUUCCCGCGUACGUAAGUUUGCGUCCCCCCCCCGCCCUUCUGGUGGCGACUCAGGGUUGUAUAGUAUCUGUUACCCCUCCUUCCCUCCCGGACUGACCCUCGCUCGUUCCGUCCCCGAACGGCCAUGGUGGCAUCUAAUUAGGUGUAUGUUGCUAUUCCCAGAGCUGUUACCGCGGUGGCUCACACCAGCAGCCGUGUGUAUCCCACAAUCUGUAAGAAGUUCAGGGCCCUCCGUCCGCUCAAGGCUAGCCCUAGCUUUUGCGUCUGUCUUCCUCCACGUCAUGAGAUUCCGUUGGACGCGUGUUUCCACCCCAGCCUCAGAUGGAAAGCCUCCAGAACAGGAGACGCGCUCGUGCCCCCACCCCGAGCAUCCUCCCAGUGGUGGAUCGGCCUUAGUGGCCAAAGUGAUUCCUCUCUCCCGAAAUGUUCGCUCUCUGGAGUCAAAACCGCUUCACCAGCACCAACGGGAAUCUAUGAGAAACUCCCCAAAGCAUUUGUCAUUUCCGAGUCACCCCCCACACUGUCCCUUUUUUACUUGACUUAGACCUGUGCCUCUAUGACCUGGAAUGAGAGUCGUUUAAAAACACCGGGGUCGGAAGGGGUGUCUGCCACACGGGAAGCUCGCAGCACAGGGGGACCCACGCCAGGUGCCAAAAAAAAAAAGCAGGGGAGGUAGUUGUUCUGCGGCCACACACCAGAAUUUUGUAGCUUAAAAGUUAAAAUAUAAAACCCACAAACCACAUUAGUUAACCCUUUUUUUAAGAGUUCAAAUUUAGUGUAUUUUAACUUCACGAAUGUCCCGGAAAUAGCCAGGGUAACUAGCCAUCAAGUCUGGUGGAGUCUCUGAGUUGUCCUGGCGACAGUCAGCACCAGCCUGGGCUAAGAGCCUGCCCGUCUCCUGGUUUCCUCCUGCAUUUUGCUCUCGGUUCCUGGAGAAAGGCAUCUGAGCGGCAGGUUGAAAAGUCACCCAGGUUCUUUUCCUGACGGCACGUUCUGUUCUGUCAGUAGUGUUUUCCGGCGAGUGGGCAGAUGCCAGGAGCAAUUCUCUUAGAGCUUGAGGACUCCGUGAAUGGCCCCAUCUUUGGGCAGGUGCGCCCAGUAAUGAUGAGAAGCAGUUGCAGUAAGUUUCAGGAUCUUCGGUGGGGAGGCAGAGGCGGCCACGGGCGAGGACAUCUUUGUCACCGUGCUGCUGAGAGGCGGAAGGGGAGGGCUAAGGCACUGCGGGCAAACACAUCCAAACGUUGCAUUUUCUUUCUCAGAUGUUGUGCUUUUGCUCCAAGACCCAGGAAUGGAGAAGCCCAGACUGAAGGGCCUCAUCCCCAUUUCUAUUCUUUGGCAAAUUCCUGGCUGUCUUAUCUUUCAGAACUUUCUGCCUUUGCCCUCCCAUUGCUUUCCAGACCUACAUUCCCCCAGCCAGGAUUCACCUCAUUUCCCCGACACGAUGGGCAUGUCAUGACAUGAGAUGAAUUAAAAUCUCCCCCAGCACAGAGCAGGGGCAUGUCAUCAACCCAAAGAGGCUUUCUGUCUUCCUCCUGUGUCCUCAAAACCCCGGGCGGGGGGGCUGCCAAAAGUGACUCAAGACCUCCAGGGAGAAUGUGAAUUACACUCAGAACUGUUCCAUAGAUCAAACCCCUUCUUCUAACAACAGCAUUAUUUCUGCUGUUAACCCUCUGCUUCUUUAGAUUUAAAAAAAAAAAACAAAAAAAAUGGGGUUUUUGUAAGAACCAACGGUGAUGUGCUUCCUUUAAUACCCAACGCAGUUUUAAAAAUAAACCCUAAGGACUGGCAUGCUUUCGAUAAUGAACACAUCAUUUUCCUCAUCCACAAAUUCAUCGACUCUUCAUUGUGAUGCCAGGCGUGAAAAAAAACUGACCGCUGGUCAGAUAGGCAAUCUCCCCAGUGAAAGAGAAUGACGUAGAGCUAUUCAAAAGUGAUUCGAGUCAGUUCUGUUCUUUGGAAGAAGCGUAUCAAGACGUAAGUAGAAAGCCCUCCAACUCUGGGUCCCUCACAGAGGGUUCGUCUGAACUCCCAGCCUGAGAGCCCAAGAGCCAGCAUCUCUUAGCCCAAAACUGUGCCUGGGUUUCACCUGACUCAAGUCAGAGCUGGCAUCCGUAAUGACCCUGCAGGGACCCUAAGCGGCUUUCUCCCCUUGAGGAGGGCCCGACGGAUAACAGCUCAAUGCAGAUGCUCACGUUUCUGUCAAUGGGUGAUGGUACCCACGGGCCCAGCUGAAAACUGGGUAAGAGGCGAGUCUUCUGGGCUUGAAUUCUACUCUGCAGCCCCUGAGUUCCCACAACACGGUCUUCCCAGUGGUUCUCCCUGUAGGUCUCAGGCCACUCCUGGCGUCCGUGCUCGGAGCAGAGAGCUCCCUGGUGGGUCUGUUUUCCUGCCGGCGAGGCUCCCACGACAAGUGCAGGGUUUCAGUCUCCCCACUCUCCCGUCCUCUGCAGAUCUCCCUCCGUAACUGCGGGCAGCGCCGCGACGGGGGUCUGGAGGAUCAUACCGGGUUUCUCUCUCCCGUCCCAGAGGGCCUGCAGGCUGGCCCUACUCGGCUGCUCUGAGCAGACCAGCAAAAUUCACCCACGGCAGCAAAAUCAGUCCCGUCGACUCACGCUGCUUUUCAAGGGAGAAACAAGAAAUUGCACCUUGUUUACAAAUGAAAUAGUUUCACUUAAACGGGACUCUAGCCAAGGCAGUUAAUUAGUCCAAAGAGCCACAGCGGCCAUACAGUCCCACAUUGUUUAUUCUGUUUGAUAAGUCUGCCGCUGAUGUGUACUUAAUAUUCUGCGUCCUGCUCAGGAAAUGACAAAUGCCCUGAAUUCUUUGCAAAUAGAAUUGCUAAUGAAAAAGGGGGGGGAGAAAAAGUUGGUGUUAAUUAAAUGGUGAUUAAAAAUUUAUUUCCUUAAACCUAAAAAGUGCAGAUCUAAUAAUCAGUUGUCGCAUAAAUAAAUACCUUGCACUGAAAUCCCGCACAGUGCAAGACCUAAAUAAACACAAAUUGGAGAAACCAAAGUGUCUUCCAGAAGAGCCGAACGGGUUUGCUCACUGCAGGCGCGUCCCCGUGCCGUGUGCGCACAGAUGUCCUUGCACAGGGGACACGAGUUGUUCCUGAAGACAGAGCCGUCUAUGUGGACCGCGGCUAGAGCGCUCGGAACUGGAGUUCGGGGAAAGGGGGGGUGGGAAGCAAAAAACACUGAGUCCGCAGAAACAAGACUCACUGGCUGGUGUCUAACAGGACUUAAGGAUUCCGCACCUCACAGCGGUUUUCAACGCAAAAGCAGUGUUUUCACUUGAGACGAGAUGAGACCUUUCGGAUGCCCCGUAUUCUUUCGGUCAACAUGGUCGGAAGCGCUGGGCGAGGGUCCGGUGAGGUCUGCACCAGCACUCGGUGUGCUGUCCCGUCCCACCCCCUCGCGCCGCACGGUGUUCGCGCCGAGUCGGAGCCGAGGGC
Messenger RNA from Neogale vison (American mink), 8725 nucleotides. RefSeq names its product glutamate ionotropic receptor NMDA type subunit 2A (gene GRIN2A). Lineage: Eukaryota; Metazoa; Chordata; Mammalia; Carnivora; Mustelidae. The transcript has 12 exons. The record is from RefSeq and is a predicted model, not a curated record. Bases 1 to 4395 code for a protein of 1464 amino acids. Gene Ontology annotation, molecular function: NMDA glutamate receptor activity; transmitter-gated monoatomic ion channel activity involved in regulation of postsynaptic membrane potential. Gene Ontology annotation, cellular component: NMDA selective glutamate receptor complex; postsynaptic membrane; postsynaptic density membrane. Gene Ontology annotation, biological process: synaptic transmission, glutamatergic; long-term synaptic potentiation; monoatomic ion transport.